GUACCCAUGAGAUGUUUUGAGAAUUUUUAUACAAUUAUUUAUUUAAAUAAAAAUGGCCGCCGUAGAGAGCGGAGACGAGAGACUCAGUGAGGAGAAGAGUGAAGAUGCCAACCAGACUCAGAGCUCCAACGACAAGGACCCUAAGACACACAGCAAGCCAAAGAAGGUGAGGCGGGAGUGGAGGGAUAUGGAGAAGGAGAGGCUGGAGUCUUCAUCCUCCCCUCCUCAUCCUCCAGUCCAGCAGCCCAGUGCGCAGCUGGCUGAGGCGGGGCCCUCUGUGCCCAUGGUUACUGCAGCUGGCGAGGCCUCGUGUCUCUCUGAGUCCCCUGCUUCGCCCAAACAGAGGAGGUCCAUAAUCAGGGACCGAGGUCCUUUGUACGACGACCCCUCUCUGCCCCAGGGCUGGACACGUAAACUCAAACAACGCAAGUCUGGGCGGUCCGCCGGGAAGUUUGACGUCUACUUGAUGAACCCAGAGGGGAAAGCCUUCCGUUCCAAGGUGGAGCUGAUUGCCUUCUUCCAGAAGGUAGGAGACACCGCCGCCGACCCCAACGACUUCGACUUCACCGUGACAGGGCGUGGCAGUCCCUCCCGCCGCGAGAAGAGACCCCCAAAGAAACCCAAGGUGAUGAAACCGUCAGGGAGGGGCCGGGGUCGGCCGAAGGGGAGUGGGAAGUUACGCCCGGCCAUGGAGGGCGUGGCAAUGAAACGUGUGGUGGAGAAGAGUCCUGGGAGGCUCUUGGUCAAAAUGCCUUUCAGCGCAUCCAAGGCAUCUGAAGUGGCGGGGCAGCUGCCAUCGCAGGUCGUAGUCGCCAAGAUGCGCCCGGCACGGAAAAGGAAGGCGGAAACACAACCGCAGACUGCUCCGAAAAAGCGGGGGCGUAAGCCAGGGUUGGUGUCAGCGGCAGUUGGUGCGGCGGGUUCCAGUACUUCCUGCUACGCAGCGGCUGCUAUCCUCGCCGCAGAAGCCAAAAGGAAAGUUCAGAAGGAGUCUUGCACUAAGCCGGUGCAGCAGACCGCUCUACCCAUCAAGAAGCGCAAGACCAGAGAAACUGUUGAGGAGUCGAGAGACAUUCCAGCUAUAGCCGGGGCAGGGAUAGGGACAGGGAGUGCUGUGUUGGUGGCAACAGCAGAGAGGACAGACCAGGGACAGAAGGAUCAGGGACAGAAGGAUCAGGGACAGAAGCUGCCAAAGAGUCCAGGGAGGAAGCACAAGGACAGUCCUAUGACUGCCGGGCUGACCGCAGAGGACAGUGGUGGGGCCAGCGUUUGGUCCAGUAGUGGGGCCAGUAGAGGCGGCAGCAGCAGUAGCGUCACUACCCCAAAGAGUCACAGCCACAAGAGAAAAGAGCGUACGCCGCACAAACACCUUCAUCACCACCACCACCACCACCGUCGCCACAGUCACUCCUCUGUAGUGGAGGAUCAUCCUCAACCCUCCCAGCGGCCCCCUCACCACCACCGUCGCCACAGUCACUCCUCUGUAAUGGAGGAUCCUCCUCCCCCACCCUUCCAGCGCCCCCCUCACCAUCACUUCCCCGGCUUGACUAUGAGCUUGGUCUCCCAUACGCCCAGGGCCUCGGUGGGGCCAGGGGCCCUCCUGCAGAAUGAGCCCCAGGACCUGAGCACCUCCAGGGGCUCCUGCCGGGCCAGCACCACCACGGCCAGAGGAAAGAGAGAGGAGGUCAGGGAGGUCAGACAGGACAGGUGGCCAAAGCCUCCGGCAGCUGCAGUGGUGGGAAUGGGUGACACCAGGGCCAACAAGCAUCAAGUGGACGUGGCAGCAGGGACGGUGGAAGGGAGGGAUUUGAGAGACAUUGUAUCCUGCUUAGUCGUCCCCAGACCUAGCCGGGAGGAGACGGUCUCAGUCAUACCCAGACCUAGCAGGGAGGAGAUGGUCUCAGUCGUACCCAGACCUAGCCGGGAGGAGACGGUCUCAGCCGUACCCAGACCUAGCCGGGAGGAGACGGUCUCAGUCGUACCCAGACCUAGCAGGGAGGAGACUGUCUCAGUCGUAGCCAGACCUAGCAGGGAGGAGACUGUCUCAGCCGUCCCCAGACCUAGCCGGGAGGAGACGGUCUCAGCCGUACCCAGACCUAGCCGGGAGGAGACGGUCUCAGCCGUCCCCAGACCUAGCAGGGAGGAGACGGUCUCAGCCGUACCCAGACCUAGCAGGGAGGAGACGGUCUCAGUCGUACCCAGACCUAGCAGGGAGGAGACGGGCGAGUCUCGGACGCCGAUCACUGGAAGGGUUAGUUGACUGCAUUGCAGGACCCAUGUCUGUAAGGAGAGAGGAGACGUUUAGUGCAGCAGUGGAUUUUAUAAGAAAACAACAAACAGAAAAUGUGUACAUAAAAACAAAAGGCAGCUGUUGGUUGAUGUUCUUUCUGUGGGAUGGGCUGUUUAUUGACAAACAAAUAACGCAGCUUAAUGAACAACCCACAACAGAUUGCUUCCUGAUGCAUUUGUACUUGUUUUUUUGGUUUUGUUUUUUUGUCAUUGUUUUGUUCUUUGUUUCUGCUUUAAACCUGUUAGUCAUCCACUGCGACCCAUGAGCCUUUGCUCAAAGCUUACAGGAUGUGGAGGACAUACACUUCCUGUACACAUCAUCAGCCGGGAACUGUGGAAUCCAUGGUUCAAGCUGUCAUUGUGAAAGUGGGACUGAAACAGGGUUGGAUUUGCCUAAAGCCCAGGCACAUGUCCUGUCUGGCCCUUUAUAAGUGACUUGUCAAUGUUGUUGUUCUGUGCUCUGUGGGUAGAGGGCUUGCAAUAUACAUAUGUCAUGCAAGCUUCCACUGCUUCUGUUGUAGCAUCCUCUUACUACCGCAGUACGCUCAGGAUGAGUCCAAAAUGGCACCCGAUUCCCCAUGCUAAUGCACAACUUAUAGGGUCCUGGUCAAACAGUGUGCACUGUGUAGGGAAUCGGGUGCCAUUUUGGAUGAAGCCUCGGUUUUCAGUCCACUCUCUACAGUCCAGGCCUAUUCAUUUAGGUGACAUAUGUUUUCCUCAACCUAUAUUAUGUCAAUGCGUCCCAAAUGGUACCCUAUUCCCUAUGUAGUGCACUACUUUAGACCAGGACCACUAAAAGUAGUGCACUACUUUAGACCAGGACCACUAAAAGUAGUGCACUACUUUAGACCAGGACCCCUAAAAGUAGUGCACUACUUUAGACCAGGGCCCCUAAAAGUAGUGCACUACUUUAGACCAGGACCACUAAAAGUAGUGCACUACUUUAGACCAGGACCACUAAAAGUAGUGCACUACUUUAGACCAGGACCACUAAAAGUAGUGCACUACUUUAGACCAGGACCACUAAAAGUAGUGCACUACUUUAGACCAGGACCCCUAAAAGUAGCGCACUAAUUUAGACCAGGACCCCUAAAAGUAGUGCACUACAUAAAGAAAAGGGUAUCAUUUGGGACUCACCCCGAAGCUUUGAAACUAAAACACUGUUGAUGCUGACAGAUAACUUCCUAUCUGAUGGUUGAGGUGAUGAAACCACAGGGUUUUAGAGGCCUAGAUACACCAAUGACGUGUGGUUUGAUGAACGUUUGGCUACUGAAAACAGGUUCCAUUUGAUUUCAAUGUAUUAGAAUUACAAUCCUACUGAUGCUUUUUGUCGUCGUUUACUUAUGUAAUGGAGGCUGACUGUACUCCCACAAAUAAACAGAAGCAAAUAAUAGCAAAUAAUCAUUAAAAUUGUAUUUAAAAAAAUAAUGUUUUACUAGUAAUGCAAAUUAGAUAGUACAUGAACAUUUGACCCAGUUUCUCCAAAAAUUGAACUCUUUCCCCACAGUCAGACAGGAAGCUAAAAGCACAACUGGACCCAGGCCUUAUUAUAGCCAAUGCUCCAUGAAUUCGUCACAUUUUUUGUUGUUGUCAAUACCUAAAGUAUCAAAAGUUUUCUAAUACUCAAAUUACAUCCCAAAGACAUUAUCAAUAACCAAACCCACUGGAGGAAGUUAUGUUGUUGUCUGUUGUGUGGGUGGGAAAAAAUGGUCAAUAAUUAAAAGGUAGACAGCAUCGUGGGCCAAUUUCCACUACAACUAGGAGCGUUGAAGCGCGAGGCUCAACUUCUCAACUGUUUUGGUCCCGUGAAACCAGUACACUUGUGCAGAUACUGUGUGAGAGCAAUACUUGCUCAUCUCAAUAUCUCCGCUACUGUUCGUGACAACGUCAUUUAGUCAACUCUACUUUAUUUUAUUUUUUAUGUAUUCAGUUCAGUUCUAAAAAUGUAUUUCAAAUAGAGGAUUGAUUAUUAAAUAUUCCAGUUUUGACCCAGCCA
Messenger RNA from Oncorhynchus masou masou (cherry salmon), 4285 nucleotides. RefSeq names its product methyl-CpG-binding protein 2-like. The transcript is spliced from 3 exons. Gene Ontology annotation, molecular function: double-stranded methylated DNA binding; methyl-CpG binding; chromatin binding. The record is from RefSeq and is a predicted model, not a curated record. The coding region runs from base 53 to 2260 and encodes 735 amino acids. Gene Ontology annotation, biological process: negative regulation of transcription by RNA polymerase II. Gene Ontology annotation, cellular component: heterochromatin; nucleus. Lineage: Eukaryota; Metazoa; Chordata; Actinopteri; Salmoniformes; Salmonidae.